CUGCUCAAUCCCCACACGAGCAAAGCACGUGUUCCCGUCUUCUAUAUAUACCCAAGCUAGCUUAGCCCUAAGACCACCACGUCGCCACACGCACGAGAUCGAUCAAGAGUUCAAGAUAUCUCCAUCUCCAACUAAGCUAUCCCCAUCUAGCUUUCAAGCAGCUUUAUCCAUGGCGGCUUCAGCUUCAGCAUCAGGAAGAUCAUCGGCGAUGCUGGGCCUGGCGAUGGCGGCGGUGUUACUGGCGUUUGGGCUUGUUGGGCCGGCGGGGGCAGACUUCGCGGCGGACAGGGCGGAGUGCGCGGACCGGCUGAUGGGCCUGGCGACGUGCCUGACGUUCGUGGAGGCGACGGCGACGGCCCGCGCGCCGACGCCCGACUGCUGCUCCGGGUUCAAGACGGUGCUGGGCGCCAGCAAGAAGUGCCUCUGCGUGCUCGUCAAGGACCGCGACGAGCCCGCGUUGGGCCUCAAGAUCAACGUCACCCGCGCCAUGAACCUCCCUUCCGCUUGCUCCAUCCCGGCCACCUUCUCCGACUGCCCCAAGAUCUUGAACAUGUCGCCGGACUCCAAGGAGGCGGAGAUCUUCAAGCAGUACGCCAAGGAGCACGAGGGCAAGAACGGCACCACCACCACCACACCCGCCGCCGCUGCCGCCACCGGUACCACCGGCGGGAAGAGCGCGAACGCGGCGGCGGCGGCGGGCGCGGGGACGCAGCGCCGCAGCACGGCGUUCGUCGGCGUCGUCUCGGCGCUGCUCGCCUCCGUUUUCGUUCUCGCCUGAGAUUUAUUUAUAGUCUGCAAAGAUCACGAGAGACGGAGACACAGGCCUGGCUUUUCUCUGCUGGUCUGGGCUGGGCUGCUGUCUGGCAUGGGCCGUAAUUAGGUUUGGUGAAGCACACAGAGGUUGAUCGAUCGAAUGAUGAAUGAGUAGAGCCCUGCCCUGCCUGAUCAAUGGAUGUUGCAAAUUAUAAGCAGUCUGGUAUUUCUUAAGUUAUUAAUCCUGCGAGUUUGGUUUCGGUCGAGCUUAGUUUCUUUCUCCCUUGUAUAUUUCAUUUCCCUUUGUGUGUAAUACAGGUGCUUACCUUUAUAAUGUUACAUGUUGGAAACAGGAAAGAAUGUGUAAGAUUUUGAAUUUGAGGUGAAUUACCUUGAUAAUGGUACAUGUUUGACAUGCA
This is a messenger RNA of Brachypodium distachyon (stiff brome), 1172 nucleotides long. RefSeq names its product protein YLS3. Gene Ontology annotation, biological process: lipid transport. The record is from RefSeq and is a predicted model, not a curated record. The transcript has 3 exons. Gene Ontology annotation, molecular function: lipid binding. NCBI's taxonomy places the organism in Eukaryota, Viridiplantae, Streptophyta, Magnoliopsida, Poales, Poaceae. Bases 170 to 778 code for a protein of 202 amino acids.